Molecule: messenger RNA, 330 nt
Organism: Symbiodinium natans
Lineage: Eukaryota; Dinophyceae; Suessiales; Symbiodiniaceae
Source: the annotation of a GenBank genome assembly
AUGGCCAUGGAGAUCAUCCCCAAGUCCCGCUACCCCGGCGACCCCCAGGGACAGGCCUUUGCCGCAGGUAUCCAGAGCGGCUGGGUUGUGCAGUCCAUCAACGGCAUGAACGUGCAGAACGAGGACUUUGGCAAGAUCAUGGACAUGCUGGACGACGAGGUGGCGGACCCCCGGUUCUCCAAGUCCACGGCGCUGGCUCUGGAGAAGCAGGGCGGCCGCAUGGCGGAGCCAGUGGAGGCGCCUUUGUCGGUCGUCUUCUCCUCCAUCCCAGGCUACACCUACAAGGGCGCCGCCUUGACGGAGGACGGCCAGGAUGGCUUCGCGCGCUGA